This is a messenger RNA of Pocillopora damicornis (cauliflower coral), 1397 nucleotides long. RefSeq lists its product as uncharacterized. The record is from RefSeq and is a predicted model, not a curated record. NCBI's taxonomy places the organism in Eukaryota, Metazoa, Cnidaria, Anthozoa, Scleractinia, Pocilloporidae. Gene Ontology annotation, biological process: RNA processing. Gene Ontology annotation, cellular component: spliceosomal complex.
UUUCACUCAGACGCGGUCGCAAAGCUUAAGGGGACGCCAUGUUAUUUGACUGCACUAACAGCACUUGACUAUCCUUUCAUUUAACACAUUACUUGUUGUAUUUUCACUAGUGCAAGAUGGGGAGGCGGUCUAUUUCAACGACAAAGAGUGGGAAGUUUAUGAACCCCACUGAUCAAGCAAGGAAAGAAGCAAGAAAAAGAGAGUUGAAGAAGAAUAAGAAGCAGAGGAAGAUGGUACGGGAAGCUGUGUUAAAAUCCAAGGAUCCUCAAAGGAUAUUAGAGGAAAUUGAGAAAAUUGAAACCAUGGAAAUUGAUGCUGGGCCAGUCCCACUUCCCAAUGACAAGGCACUUAAAGAGAAGAAAAGAAAGCUGAAGGAAACACUCGACAGAAUGUUGAAACUAUAUGAGAAAGAUGAUCCAUCUCACUCUGGACAAAUGAGGCAAUUGAUUGCUGAUAGUGAGAGAAAACGUUUACAGGCUCAAAUGUCUGCUCAUGAAAUACGACAAAAAGCUCUAGCAGAGGAAGCAAGAAUGCCUCCUGACAUCCCUCUGCCACCAAACAUCCCUCUUCCCCAUGCAGGAAUGUUAAUGCCAAGUGAUAUCCCUCUUCCUGGACCAUUACCUGGACAACUGCCCCUUCCUCCAGGUUUGAUCCCCCCAGGUCCUCCUCCUGGGCCUCCACCAAAACGCCCCUCAGGAAUGAUCCCACCUGGUCCCCCACCAGGACCCCCACCAGGUAUACCACCAAUGAGUGCUCCCCCACCCCUCCCCCCUGGAAUAGCACCUGAGGACAUGGAAAGUGGUCAGUAUGAUGAUGAUGAUGACAGUGAAGGGAGCACCAGUGAAUCAGGAGGUGAGGAAGAGGAGUAUGAUCCUGCAGUUCCACUUGGAAGAUUGGAGGGAGAUGCUGGAGAUGGCCAACCACUUGGAGACAGCAGAGAUGAUGGCAUGGAUGACAGUGAAGGAGAUAAAGAAAUGGGAGAGCGCCAAAGAACUGUGAGGUUUGCAGAUGAAGUUGAAAAUAGUGGGGGUGAGAGCCAGUCCUCAAAAAGUGCUGGUACCACUUCAAUACAAGACUUUCUUCUUAAAAUGGCAGGCCAACCCCUCCCUGAUAAACCACAGGAAGCAGGCAAUGAAGGAGAUCAAUCCAGAAAAACUAUGACACAGACAGGUCAACCCCAACCUCCAGGGCCACCACCUGGCCCACCUCCUGGACAGCUUCCCCUACCUGGAAGUCAGCAGCCUGGAAGUCUACCCAUUCAGCCAAACUUUCAGAUCAGAGCCCCACCCCCAAGAAUGUUUCCUCCUGGCCCACCGCCUGGCAGACCCCCAGGCCCUCCUCCAGGGAUGCCUGGCAUGGUCCCUCCUGGUCCACCCCCAGGGUUACCACCUAAUAUA